Messenger RNA from Dissoconium aciculare CBS 342.82, 534 nucleotides. RefSeq names its product DASH complex, subunit Dad4. Gene Ontology annotation, cellular component: DASH complex; mitotic spindle. The transcript is spliced from 3 exons. The coding region runs from base 67 to 288 and encodes 73 amino acids. Gene Ontology annotation, biological process: attachment of spindle microtubules to kinetochore. The record is from RefSeq and is a predicted model, not a curated record. NCBI's taxonomy places the organism in Eukaryota, Fungi, Ascomycota, Dothideomycetes, Mycosphaerellales, Dissoconiaceae.
CUUUUUCUGCCUCAUGAGCACAAACAAAAAAUACUACAAGCCAGGUACUUGCGGUAUCGCGAACUCAUGGAGAGCCCACAUGAACAUCAACAAACCCAGCUCUUCUCGCGCAUUAUCGCCAAUGUGGAGAAGCUCAACGAGGCGAUAGCUGUGCUCAAUGGCCGUUUGCAGGAGAUCAAUGUACAGAACAUGAACGUCGAGUUGGUGGCGCAAAUGUUCAAGAACUACCAGGCCAAUUGUCUGUUCCAUCUCGAGGCCGUCGGUGCUCUCAAAGAUCCGUCGGGAUGAGACAGAUACAAGAUCUCGCUUCCUAGGGAUUCGGGGGGAGACGAAACGAAAUGAAUUCACCGUGAUGGUAGUGUAACGCACAUUUUCUCAGUCUUGAUCCUUCUGCCGUCACCCUUCCAUGAAUCCGUGGUGGAGGUGGACGCGACACCGCCGAAAUUUUCUCUCCAUCGAAAUCGGUGCUUGCAUCGCUGAACACGCUCAUGGCUCGCAGCAUGUCUCGCCGCCUCCGCGUCUGACGGUGAAGGA